Messenger RNA from Paramecium pentaurelia, 1635 nucleotides. The record is from the annotation of a GenBank genome assembly. Lineage: Eukaryota; Ciliophora; Oligohymenophorea; Peniculida; Parameciidae.
AAUGCUUUAUAUAUUGACCUUAACUUAGUUGCUAUUUUUAGUAGUUACUUAGGAUCCUGUUGAUAAACUAUUUGAGUUUUAGUAGCUUAUGAAAUAAAAAACCAAAGUCCCAAGUAAUCGUUUUUGAACUAUUACUUAGAAUAGAAAAUUAGUGAAUAUGAUAGUUCAGACAUAUUCAGUGAAGGAUAUAUUACAGUAAGUGAGUUAUCUGAAGAAGAUGAGUAUUAAUAAUAUGAUGAAAUAUCAUAAUAUGAUAUGGUGGAUGAAUCAGAUGAUAAUGAUGAAAUGAUGAUAUAAUAAUAAAAAGAAUAAUAAAGAAUAGAAUUAUAGAAAAUUGAAUAAUAAAAGAUUGAAUAAUAGAGAAUUGAAUAAUAAAGAUAGGAAUAAUUAAAAUUGGAAUAAUAAAGAUAGGAAUAGUUAAGAUUAGAAUAAUAAAUUAAAGAAUAAUAAUUAAUGGAAUUAUAGAAAUUAGAAAGAUUAAAAUUAGAAUAACAAGCAUAAAUAUUAGAAAAUGAAAAGAAAAAAAAGUAAAUUAUUGAAAUUCCAGAAUAAUGGAGUGAUGAUGAUGAUGAUAAUUAAAUUAUAUAGGUUACUAAAUAAUAAAAGAAAAGGAAACAAAAGAAACCAGAAUUUGAUGAUAAUUAAAUAUUAGAAGUCUUAAACACUGCUAAGAAAACAAAAGUUUAAUCUCUUGAAGAUUUUGAAGAAAUGGAAAAGAAAAUUGUAAAAAAGAAAAAAAAGAAAGAGUCGAUUCCAGAAGAUGAAUUUGUGUAGAAAGUACCUGCAUAAAACUAAACCUUUAUUCAUUUUAAUAAUAAGAAUAAUUAUUUAGAAUUAGCACCUUGUAGCAAUAAUCCUAUUUAAUAAAGAGCAUGUAGUUUAUGUAAAAGUGAAGUUGGAUACUAAUUAGAUGAUGAUAAUUGGUAUAUGAUUGGUUUAUAACAUGGAUACAAAAAGGAAUUUCUUUUAUUGAUAGAAAUAACUAAAUAAUCAUUUGGAGAUAGUCAAUUGUAUUUGAGUUUCUCAUCUAAUGGAUCUGCUUGUAUGACUAGUGAUACUCUUAAAUAAGAUAUUGAUGUUGAAAAUGUUUUAUAAAGAUUUUCAGGUAGAUCAUGGAGACAUUUUAUAAAAAAUGAAUUGUUUGCUCUUCCAUAAAAGUUAGAGGGCAGAAGUUUUUAAUUCAAAGCAAUCUAUCAAAACAAAUAAUUUACAUUUUCUGAUUUUGAAAUCAAAUUUACAUCCAAUCUAAUUCAAGAAUUAAAGUCUUUAUCUAAUUAAGAAGUUACUAUUAGAACUAAUACUAUAGAAUUUAUUGGAGAAUAAGUAUAAAUAUAUUUAAUUAAAUAGUUGUAAUGCACAUUAACAGGAUUGAUGAAAUAAUAAAAUGAUGAAUUACCAUUCUCAUUAAAAUUUAAGAAUGGUGAAGCAACAUCAGAACUUCUUAUUCCAAAUUGUUAAAUUCCAUUACACAAUGAAAUCUUGUAUGGUGUUUCAGAUUUAUAUUUUGGAGAGUACUUUAAAGAGACUUUACAAUAAAAAUUGAAAGGAAACUUUAGAGGAGAUUUUAAUGCCACGACUUCAUUUGAGAAUGGUAAAUUAAAAGUGAGAUUGGCAAUGAAGAAAUUUAAUAAAUGA